Molecule: messenger RNA, 3054 nt
Organism: Notolabrus celidotus (New Zealand spotty)
Lineage: Eukaryota; Metazoa; Chordata; Actinopteri; Labriformes; Labridae
Gene: tmem184c
Product: transmembrane protein 184C
Exons: 10
Coding region: 506-1861 (451 amino acids)
Biological process (GO): transport
Molecular function (GO): transporter activity
Source: RefSeq, a predicted model, not a curated record
UGGACUAAAUCUGAACCAAAACAGGAAGUACAAAUUCAAUAGAAGUUACUUUUUCGGAAACUUUUAAGAACGAAAACCACUAGAAAAUACUUUAACACACAUUGAUUUACGAAGCUGAAUGAUUUAUAUACGGGAUGUUAUGUGUUACUGCGUUGGAUAAUGAGAUACUUGUAUCGAUGAAGUCAGGAUGGCUCACCUGCUUUGUUUGUUUACAUUGUGAAACAGCUGAGAAGCUAAAGUUAGCCACCUAGCUUGGUAAAAAUCAAGUCAUAUGAGCUGGUAAUUAUCCGGGAGCUUUGCCCUCAUGAAUGAAACUUUACAUCCGUGUAAGAGCCAGCGUGCGUGUACAUAACUGAGGUGUUUGUUUGAGGAUCGGUUACUUUAUGGAAGUGUAAUUAUGCGAAGCUAACCUUUAAUGUUGAGCUUUAUUAGACGAGUCAAAGUGUUUUGUUACUGAAUCAUCCUGCGGCCAGUUUCAAAGGCCUGCCAGCGUCUUCAUGUCAAGAUGCCUUGUUCCUGUGGGAACUGGAGGAGAUGGAUUCGGCCGCUGGUCGUUGUGCUGUACAUUUUGUUGCUUUUAGUCGUCCUGCCAUUGUGUAUCUGGGAACUUCAGAAGUCAGAGGUUGGCACUCAUUACAAAGCAUGGUUCAUCGCUGGGAUAUUUGUCUUCAUGACCAUUCCUAUAUCAUUAUGGGGUAUCCUCCAGCAUCUGGUUCACUACACACAGCCCGAGCUUCAGAAACCUAUCAUCAGAAUAUUAUGGAUGGUCCCGAUCUACAGUUUGGACAGUUGGAUUGCAUUGAAAUACCCCAGUAUUGCAAUUUACGUGGACACAUGCAGAGAGUGCUACGAGGCUUAUGUCAUCUACAACUUCAUGACCUUCUUGCUGAACUACCUGGAAAAUCAGUACCCAAGCCUGGUGUUGAUGCUGGAGGUCCAGGAGCAGCAGAAACACCUGCCCCCUCUGUGCUGCUGCCCGCCCUGGCCGAUGGGAGAGGUUUUACUACAGAGAUGUAAACUGGGAGUGUUGCAGUACACAGUGGUUCGCCCUGUCACAACAGUGAUUGCCUUGAUCUGUCAGCUGUGUGAUGUGUAUGACGAAGGCAAUUUUAGUUCAACAAAUGCAUGGACGUACCUGGUCAUCUUCAACAAUAUGUCCCAGCUGUUUGCCAUGUACUGCCUGGUGUUGUUCUACAGAGCGCUCAGAGAGGAACUGAGUCCAAUCAAACCAGUGGGCAAAUUUCUCUGUGUGAAAAUGGUGGUGUUCGUCUCUUUCUGGCAAGCAGUGUUGAUUGCCUUGCUGGUGAAAGUGGGCAUUAUCUCAGAGAAGCACACAUGGGACUGGAAAAGUGUGGAGGAUGUUGCUACUGGUUUACAGGAUUUCAUCAUCUGCAUAGAAAUGUUCCUGGCAGCCAUUGCUCAUCACUUCAGCUUCACCUACAAGCCUUACAUCCAGGAGGCUGAGGAAGGCUCUUGCUUUGACUCUUUCAUGGCAAUGUGGGACAUCUCAGAUGUCAGAGCAGACAUUUCUGAACAAGUCCGCAAUGUUGGGAGAACAGUCAUGGGUCGUCCGAGGAAGUCUUACUUGGGCGAGGAUGGGAAUGUUGGUGAGAGAUCUGGCCUGCUCUCUCCAGGCUCCCAGGAUGUCAUCACAGAGGCGCUAUCCAACCCUGUGUCACCCAACGGUCAGUACCAGGGCCUGGGCAGGACCCUAACGCCGCACUCUUUGUCGGCUCCUGCUGGGCUCAGUUCAGCCCCGUGGGAUGAAGGAUAUGAGGCUCGACCUGAAGAAACCCCGGAGGAAGUACCAUCCGACCAAACCAAAGAACCAGCGGAAGGAGAUCUGAUCGUGAUCACCUAGCCGAGCAUCCCGGCUUACCACAGACUCUACCAGACAUGGUUGGGCAGGACCCAAACACAGACUUCCCAUUUUUAAGUCAGACAUCACUGUACUGAUAAACUUUUCAAAAUGGCAAGCCGAGUAAAAGUAGAAGUUUCCUAACAAAUGUUAAAUCAGAAGGACCUCUCUGCCAGUGACAGCUGUAAGAAUGUUGAAGUGAGGUUAUGGCAGUAAGUGAGAGUUAUGUGGCUCAGCACUCGUGCCAGAAUGGUUUGAGUUCAUUUGACUAGGAAAGCCUUUAGAUAUAUUUUUUGUCAUUUUAGUCAUAUCACAAUGUCAGCUGUGACAGAUGGGUGGUACAAAAAAAUAUGCAACUUUAAAAACAAUUUCUUUUAUCUUGGUUUAUAGUGUUUUUAGAGGAUAUUGUUGAAAAACAGUGUAAAUCUGCAAUGUAAGAAGCACAUUAAAUGUCCAGAUCUUAAUUAUUUUUUCUCAAGGGGGUAAAAAAAGGAUAUUCUAAAAGAGCUGAAGCAACAAAUAUCUGGAGUGUACAGUUAGGACUUCAAACAAGCAGGUGGGAGCUUUGCACAUGAUGUCAGACAGUAUGACAACACCACAGGGUCCAUACACAAUGUUUUCCCUGUGGGUAGAUACGGGCAAGUAUCAAAACAACACUGAUUCAGUUUCACACUGCACAAUCAGCACAUUUGAGUAAAUUCAUAUCAGUGCUUGACCGCAUACAGAUCACUCUGUUGUGUUUAGUUGAAAUGUAUCAACUAGUUUUCUCAGAUGCCUUUUUCAAUGUGCAGGCCAUCCACUGCAUCAGCGUUAAUAAUCCAGGGUCAAUUACUUUGUGUUACUGAAUGAGAUGUUCUCCACCGUUUUUAGUCUUUAGGUCAAAACAACUUUGCAGUUACUGCACCUAAGCCAUUUUGUUUUUCUGUUAGAUUUUUUUUCUGACUGCUUUGGUUUGAGCAGGGAAACGGAAAUGUUUAAUCUACAAUGUAUCAGUUUGUGUCAGAAAAUACACAAAUGUAUCAAAAUGCAUCAAAUCAGCAGCAUAAUGCACAUCAUGUCCAGCUAGAGAAUGGUGUAUUGCCUUACAUUAUGAUUUUAUUUUUCUAAAUAUAGCUGACAGGAUCACAGCUGAAGAUGUUCCACAUUUUCUUUUAAUCCAUCCCUGACAGUCGUCUCAAUAAAUCAGAUUAACUCCA